Molecule: messenger RNA, 2279 nt
Organism: Clupea harengus (Atlantic herring)
Lineage: Eukaryota; Metazoa; Chordata; Actinopteri; Clupeiformes; Clupeidae
Gene: gpr31
Product: G protein-coupled receptor 31
Biological process (GO): G protein-coupled receptor signaling pathway
Cellular component (GO): membrane
Molecular function (GO): G protein-coupled receptor activity
Source: RefSeq, a predicted model, not a curated record
AUGACAUUUUUUUCAGAGUGGCAGGGUGGCUCAGCUGCUUAUCUCCUCAGCCUGUGGUGACUUGCUUUGUCAGGCUUGGGCGGUACUCCAGCAAGUCUGAACAGUUUACGGGAGCUGUGCUUUAAGAAGAGCUAAAUCAUUCCCAGACCGGACUGCAGCUCACAGAGGCAAGACGUUUCCACAAAACACUGGGAUUUCACCAACGAGAGAAGGAGAAGGACGACCUGAGUUUGGCAGUUUGUGGUUGUCUGGCAUCUAUUAUUGUCUACUGAGUAGAGCUUUUUCCUCUUUUUUACAACAAUGGAGUCUACUGAGACAAACUGCACUGCAGAAAGCAGACCUCUGUAUGUAUUCUACUCUGUUGUGAUGAUUGUGGAGUUUGUUUUGGCUCUUCCUCUGAACCUCACUGUAAUCUACCUCUUCAUUUUCAAACUGAAAUUCUGGAAAACAAACACCAACAACAUUUUUCUCUUCAACCUCGUCUUGGCUGACAUUCUGCUGCUCAUCUGUUUGCCUGUGAAGGCUUACCAAUUCGCGAUUGGAGAGCGAAGGAGUCCGAAUGAUGUGGUCUGCAAAGCCAUGCUCUUCAUGUUAUUUUUGAACCGGGGCGCCAGCAUUGCUUUCCUCUCCGUUAUCUCUAUAGAUCGCUACUUGAACGUAGUGCAUCCUGGGAAGAAGAACUUUCUGAAGAUUCUGAAAAAGUCACCUCUCAUUUCCCUCCUCAUCUGGCUACUACUACUCCCUCUGACUAUUCCCACUAUGCUGCGGACCUUUGAGUGCUGCAACAGCUUUGGCCGUGAAGGUGAUGAACUUGCGACUGACAUUUUUAGGGAAAGUGUGUUUUUCACCCAGAUUCUUGUCCCUUUCAUAGUCUUGGUGUUUUGUACAGUACAGAUCGUUAACCGCCUCAAAAAGAAGACCGUUGGAGACAGGACAAAGUUGCGGAGAGCAGUUUUUUUGGUCACCUCUGUUAUGUUGGUCUUUUCUCUGUGCUUCCUACCGUGCACCAUAUCAAGGAUGGUUCUUUUAGUGGUGCGUUUCAAUGAGAACCAUAAAGCUGAGGAGUAUGCUGUUCAGGUUUAUGAUGGCCUCAUGUGUUUGUCCUACUUAGAUUGUCUGCUGGACCCACUAGUCUAUUGUUUAAGCAGCACGAAGUUCAAAAGCCUUUAUCUGGAGCACUACCUCCCGUUUCUUAUUGGGAAGGAUGGACAACCAAAUGACAGCUCUCAUUCAACAGGAAACAGUUCCAAUCCAGCACAUUUAAACAACGCUCAGAGGGAGAGACAGAUGGAAACGAUGAAAACCUUGACCACCCAAGGGGAUCCAUGUACAUCAUGAAAAUGAAUAGGCUAAACUGUAGGAUUAAAGCAUUAUUUUAUAGGUGACAUAUUUUAUAAAAACUGUAGGAUUUAAAUAUAAUUUUGUAUGUGACAUAUUUUAUAAAAACUGUAUAAAUGCUCUGCUUAUAUGUUGUGAAAUGUUAGAAACUGUGUGUGUGUUUGCUAUUACAGUUGGUCUUCAGUUGCCCAAUUGCCCCACAGCAUUCUCCAGAAAUCCCCCGACCCGGUUUCACUGUUGUAAACAUGUACUACAGGUUGUAUUGCAAGUGCUUUGUUCGUAAUGCCAACUGGUGAAAACAAGUUAGUCAUGCUGUGAAUCAUAUUACGCAAUCAAGGCACAGCAGUACAGAGACAGAGACAGGUGCAGGGGAUGUUUUUUCAGUUUCAUGUUUGAAGACAUUAUUUCUGACUCUGAUACCCUGGCCUUCCAGGAUUGAGGAAAAAACAUGACGUACCAUUGCACUGUCGGUGCAAGUUUGGUUUCUCUAAGGCUAUAACAGCCAGUGACCAUGGUUCCUCUUGCUGUAGCUCUUGGUACAGCUUAACUUAUUCAACUGAAUCUGAAUCUGAUGGUCUCCAGAUUAGUUUUAGAUUAGUUGGUCAAUUAAUAUUGAAUUCAUAUUACUGUUGUUAUCAGUUCAAAUGAAUGAGCUUGUAAACAUAUUUAUAUUAUCAUGAGAUUUUGUUAAUGGUAAGGCAGUUGUAUUUCCUGUUUUCUUACCCGAGUUGUGAUUGGCUGGAACCAAGCAGCAUGUCAUUGAUUCAGAAGGUGGUCUAACUCCAUCAGGAAGUGUUACACUGGGGGAACCACUUUUGACAUCUGGGUGAUUAGUAGAAAUCAGUGCAGGUGUUGAGCCUAGCCUCUGGGCUGGGAGAACAGGAGCCAACAUAAUUCCUGCAAGUGAAAAUUAAAUCCACCUCUGUGUCAAACAAAUAUGG